Tilletiaria anomala UBC 951 is the source of this 444-nucleotide messenger RNA. RefSeq names its product Rhodanese-like protein. Lineage: Eukaryota; Fungi; Basidiomycota; Exobasidiomycetes; Georgefischeriales; Tilletiariaceae. Gene Ontology annotation, molecular function: protein tyrosine phosphatase activity. The record is from RefSeq and is a predicted model, not a curated record. The transcript has 3 exons. Bases 1 to 444 code for a protein of 147 amino acids. Gene Ontology annotation, cellular component: nucleus; cytoplasm.
AUGUCGUUCCAGCCGCCGUACAAAUACAUCGAUGCCGACUCUUUAGCAUCGCUCCUCAAAGACCCCAAAACGAAGGAGAAGCUAGUCGUUGUUGAUGUACGGGACGAUGACUUCGAAGGUGGAAACAUCAAAGGCGCGAUCAAUGUGCCGUCAUCUAAUUUUGAGAACAAGGUAGCGGACCUCGUCAAGGCUCUUCAGCACAAGGACAAGAUUGUUCUCCAUUGCGCUCUCUCUCAGCAGAGAGGUCCGAAAGCUGCACGAAUCUACUCCGAGGCAAAGCAGGCUGAUACUCAAAAGGCCGACAGUGCACUCGAAGGAAAUGAGCUCGGGAUAAGCCAGGAAAUCUACGUCCUGCGGGACGGCUUUGGCGGCUUUGGACCGAAAUUCAAGAGUGACCUCGACCUCGUAGAGAACUGGGACGAAGAGGCUUGGCAGUAUCGAUAA